Melitaea cinxia (Glanville fritillary) is the source of this 1214-nucleotide messenger RNA. It is a transcript of the gene Dhod, whose product is annotated as dihydroorotate dehydrogenase (quinone), mitochondrial. The record is from RefSeq and is a predicted model, not a curated record. Gene Ontology annotation, cellular component: cytoplasm; mitochondrial inner membrane. Lineage: Eukaryota; Metazoa; Arthropoda; Insecta; Lepidoptera; Nymphalidae. Gene Ontology annotation, molecular function: dihydroorotate dehydrogenase activity. Gene Ontology annotation, biological process: pyrimidine ribonucleotide biosynthetic process; 'de novo' pyrimidine nucleobase biosynthetic process. The transcript has 5 exons. The coding region runs from base 1 to 1179 and encodes 392 amino acids.
AUGAGUCGAAAGCAGAAUAACUUGAAAAAAAUAAAAUCAUUAUGUUACUUGACAUUGGGAGGAUCCUUAUCUUAUCAAAUUAUUUAUUACAAGAAAGAUUUUAAUGGUUACUAUAAUAAUGUACUACAACCAUUGAGCCAGCACCUCAAUCCAGAAUGGGCACAUAAAAUUGGUGUAUCAGCAAUCAAGUACGGACUAUUUCCUCCAGAAAAGUUUGAAGACCCUAAAGUUUUAAAUACUAAGUUCUUAAAGUAUGAGCUGAGUAAUCCAAUUGGUAUUGCCGCUGGCUUUGAUAAGCACGGUGAUGCUAUUAAAGGGUUAAGAAAUAUAGGAUUCUCUGUUGUUGAAAUUGGAUCAGUAACACCCGAACCUCAACCUGGCAAUCCUAAGCCCCGAGUGUUUAGGCUUCCUGAAGAUAAUGCUGUUAUCAAUAGAUAUGGUUUUAAUAGUGAAGGACACAAUGAAGUGUAUAAUAAGAUUAAGAAUGUGGACAAAGCUUUGCUACAAAAUGGACUAUUAGGAAUUAAUUUAGGCAAAAACAAAACUUCUACAAAUGCCGUUCACGAUUAUAGCUUAGGAAUUAAGAAAUUUUACAAUAUAGCAGACUAUUUUGUUAUAAAUAUAAGCAGUCCUAAUACUCCAGGUCUAAGAUCACUACAAAGUAAAAAUGAGUUACAUGAACUAUUAGCAGGAGUCAAUAAAACCUUACAUUCAUUAGAAGGUAGUAAUAGACCUCCACUACUUUUAAAAAUUGCAUCAGAUCUGACCCUUGAAGAAAUGAAAGAUAUUGUCUCUGUAAUAACAAAAAAAGAAACAAUGGUAGAUGGUCUGAUCAUAUCAAACACCACAAUUGAAAGGCCCUCGCUUAUAAAUCAAGAAUUUUCAACAGAAAUGGGUGGUCUUAGUGGCAAGCCUCUUACAAAAAAAUCUACAGAAGUGAUAAGAACUAUGUACAAAUUAACUAAAGGCAGUAUACCCAUUAUAGGUGUAGGAGGUGUGUUCACUGGUCAAGAUGCAUAUGAAAAAAUACUAGCAGGGGCAAGUGUUGUCCAAAUAUACACAGCUCUAAUUUACCAUGGUCCCCCCGUUAUUACCAAGAUUAAAUCUGAACUAGCAGAAUUAUUAACUAAAGAUGGUUACAGCGAUGUUAGUGAAGCUGUUGGUAAAGGUGUCAAAUAACAAAAACUGUUGAUAAUUAAAUAUUAUAUUUAUAA